Molecule: messenger RNA, 1708 nt
Organism: Macrobrachium nipponense
Lineage: Eukaryota; Metazoa; Arthropoda; Malacostraca; Decapoda; Palaemonidae
Product: UDP-glycosyltransferase UGT5-like
Exons: 8
Coding region: 12-1628 (538 amino acids)
Molecular function (GO): UDP-glycosyltransferase activity
Source: RefSeq, a predicted model, not a curated record
CCACAAGGUGAAUGCAACAUUCCACAAAAAAGAGAAAAACAUGCAACAGGUUGUCACUCAGUAAAUCAGACACUGAGUUACUAACUAGAUUCAUCAAGAUGAAAUGGCCUAGUGUCCUAUUCUGGCUGAUGUUGACUGGGACAGGAGGGGCGAAACUCCUUCCUCCUGAAAGAUCCUACAAGAUCCUCAUGCUCCUUCCUAUUGGAAGUAGGAGCCAUAGAAAUGUCUUCAUGCCCUUGGCAGAAGCCCUUGCAGAUAGAGGCCAUAAAGUAGACAUGUUGACCAGCUACGACAUCCAGCACCAAAACCCGAACAUCAGAGAAAUCCCUCAUGGACUUCCCCAUUAUCCGAGAGCUACCAUAAACAUGUUCAGUGAUGCAAACACAGUACUUGGGAUUUUUCAUACGCUCGGAGAUAAAAUGCAGAAGAUGGCGAGAGAUAUUUAUCAAGUGCCACGUGUGAGGGAACUCUACAAGAAGAGGAAGGAGUAUGAUGUCAUUGUUGUUAAUAAUCUGUUUAAUGAGUUCAUGUACCCAUUUGUACACGAGAGGCCAUUCAUUGCCAUGGCAACAGCUGGCAUGGAUCCCCGACAAAGUGCUGUCCUUGGAAACAUACUUAGUCCUGCCUACGUGCCCACUUUAUUUUAUGAAUCUAAUUGUGGACAUGUUUUUGGACGACUUGCCAAUGCAAUUGCAAGCGUAGUAAAACCCUUUUACUGGAGAAACUGGGAGAUUAUUCCUGCAAUUCAAAAAGAGAUCGACGUGCACUUCCCAGACCUUCCUGCCCUUCUAGACAUAGAGAGAAAUCAGAGUCUUGUCCUUCUGAACUCCCAUUUUUCGAGUGGCUCGUCUAUGCCCCUUUUACCUUCCCAAGUGGAAGUGGGCGGGAUGCACUGUCGACCUGCCAAACCUUUACCAGGGGGCUUAGAGUCAUGGAUUGAAGGAGCAGGCUCAGCAGGGGUAAUAUACUUCAGCCUUGGUUCGGUUACAAAAGGGAAUACAUUGCCUAACAAGUACAGGCAUAUGUUCAUCGAAGCCUUUUCCAAAUUAAACCAACGGAUUCUUUGGAAAUUUGAAACAGACCUAGAAAGAACUCCCGGAAAUAUCAUGAUUAGCCCCUGGCUUCCACAACAAGAUAUUUUGGGUCACCCUAAUGUGAAAGUAUUUAUAAGUCAUGGAGGGCUUCUCAGUUUGCAAGAGACUUUGUACCAUGGAACUCCUAUGGUUGCACUGCCCCUGUUUGGAGAUCAGCCUACAAACGGAGCAAGAGUUGUUGCUAACAGCUGGGGUCUGUCUCUAAAUUAUGAGGAUUUAUCUGUAGAUCUCAUCAUCAGUUCUCUAGAAGAAGUUAUCAACAAUACAAAAUACAAAGAAAAUGUAGCGAAGACUUCAAGGCUAUACAAGGACCAGUUGAAUUCUCCAGUAGAACGAGCAGUGUUCUGGACGGAGUACGUCAUACGUCACAGAGGAGCCCCUAAGUUGAGGUCUCCUGCUGCGAGCCUGUCAUGGGUGCAACUUCUCCUGCUGGAUGUGUUGGCUUUGUUCCUCUUGGUUAUCAUUUUGUCUUUGAUUAUUCUCCACUGGAUUUUCAAGAAAGUUAUAGGUGUAGUUUUGGUAAAAAGGAUUUGAAGAAAAAAUCUGAAUAAUGCUACACCAACAUUUGUUCAUGCUUUUUCAAUAUAUAUGCGCCAUACACGCAAUACAUAAAA